GUUGGAUGGCACCCUUUCAGGCAGCGGGUCAGUUUGAAGCUGCAAUAGGGCUCCAUGGAAACGGGGCAGAGUAGCCCCCGGGCCGGGACCCCGCUGCUGCUGUAGCGCCCUGGAAGCAGCUGGGAGAGCGGAGCUCCUGUGGGCGCGUCGCAUUUCUGGUGAAGAGCUAAUUAUCAGAUGCUGAAUCUGUGAUGGCAAGGCCAAUUAUUUCUCCAGUGAGUAUCAAUCCAACAGCUCCUGAAACCUUUGUAAUACUGAACCAGAGGAUGAGAGUUGUUGAAGAGCAGACAAGUGCACUGUUGCGGGAGCUACAGACACUGGGCGUAAAUGGACACAGUAUGGAUCCCUUCCCUUCCAAAACCUCAGAAAACUUGGAAGAUCACCAGUCCAUCACCCCUAUCCGUGCCAGAGUGGCAUUCAUUGGAGGGCAUGACACACUCUGGCGAACCUGUGACACUCUUGUGAAUAGGAUGUGCCGGCUGGAAAGUGUCAUGCAGACCUUGAAACUGAACAUGUAUAGGUUGCAAACAGAAAAAGAACUGAAUCCAAAGCAUGCAGCCAACUUAGAACAGCGUUUGAACACAAUACAGGAAGAGCAUAUGGAAGAAUUAAAGGUGCUGCAAAUGGAGGGGAGAAUGUUGUGCCAGCAGCUGAGGGAGUCCCGGGAGGAAGAGGAGAAAGCCAGAGCUCAGGCAAAAAGGCUGACUGCUGCUCUGGAGAUUGCUACUGUGACAAAGAGAGAUGCGGCUAUUGCUGCAGAUGAGUUGCGGGUAGUGAAAAAGAAGCUGAACCAUGAAUUGCAAGAGCUAACGGAGCAGCUGUCUAAAGAGUCUAGUGUGCGGAAGUCUUUGGAGGAAUCCCAAGCUGUUCUGCUUUAUCGUAUGCAGGAUAUGGAAGUGACAGUGGAAAAAGAACGGCAGCAGGUUCACAUUCUGCAGCGAGACUAUAACAGCCUGCACCAGGAUAUUCAGAUAUCUCGAGAGAGGCUGCAAAAGGAAGAACAGAGGGCAGUCCAGUUGGAGCAGGAAUGUACACAACUUAAAAGUGAUUUAGAAUCCCGAGAGAGCACUAUUUCCAGGCUUGGUGAAGAAAAGAAGACUGCACAGCUGUCACUGAGCAGAGCACAUGAGGAGAAUGCACAGCUGCGAUCAGAAAUAACGGCUUUGCGUGAGGUUGCAGAAAAAGUGCAAGUGCUUAAUGAGCAGUUGACCCAGCAGUGUGCAGAACUGAAUAGCGGCCUUCGAAAUGUUACCAUGGAGAAUGCUCAACUUAUCGUGGAUCAUCAGGCCGCUCUUAAGGUGGAGCAGGAGAAAAUUAAUCAAAAGCUGCAAGAACAAGACUUGAUUUUGGAUGCUGCUCGAGCCACCAUUACAAGAGAGCUGCAGAUUGUGCAGAAUGAAAAAGCACAGCUUCAGAGAGAGAUGGAAACUUUGCGUGCUAAGCUGGCUAACUGCAAGCAGAAGGCUUGUCCUGCUACUGAGAGCAUAGCCACCCAAACAGAGCUCCUGGGGUCCAUGGUUCCCAGGCUACAAAAGGAGCUGGAAAGAGCCCUGCAAGAGAGAGAUUGUCUGCUAAAGGAGAAAGAGAGACUAGAAGAAGAGAUGCCGAAAACAAUACAUGAACUAAUGCAAGAGAACAAAAGAUUAGAAGCAGAGCUAACAGAAAGCAAGGUGGAAAUUAGUCCUCUGAAAGACGUGCUGAGGGUGCUAGAAAAAGAAAACAAGAAGUUAAUGGAGCAGAAAGCUGCCUUGGAACACCAACAGACAAGAGUCCAGCAGUUGGAAGAGGAGGUACAAUCCCUCAUGGAUGUGCGUUCAGAAAAUAGUCAGCUUCUCAAGCUGAAUGCUGCUUUGGAGACAAACUAUAAUCAGUCACAGUCAGUCCUUGUCUGCAGAGAGGACGAUUACUCUGUAACAGUCAAAGCAUGUGACAAAGCAUUAAGAGAGAACCAGAAGCUCAAAGGACAAAUAAGUGCUGUUGAAGAGAGAGAGAAGCACAAGGUAAUGAAUUUACAACGCAAGCUGGAUGAAUUGAAGGAAGAUAAUGUCAAAAUGACAACAAUGCUAGAAAAUGUAUUGGCUUCUCAUAACAAAAUGCAGGUCGCCCUGGAGAAGGUGCAGACUGAAUUGGGGCAAAAGGAUUCUGAGAUUGCUGGCCUGAAGAAGGAUAGGACUCAGGGCCACCAAAGGAUUCAGAAAUUAGAGGCGGAAUUGGAGCAAUGUCAGAACAAACUUGUCCUGGAGUCGCAGCACAAUAUAAAGAUGGAUCCACUUCGCAAAGCGCUGGAAGUCUCUAAAGCGGACAACAAGAAGCUUGCUCAAAGCUUAGAGCAGUCUCUACAGACCAAUGAAGCCCUGCAAAGCAAGCUGCUGCUUGUUCAGGAUGAGUUAGAAAGCAAGGAAGAUGAGUAUCAGCAACUAAUGGAAUGCCGGGACCAGCUAAUUGAGGAAACCAGGACGGAGGCAAAGCUGUACGCAGACCGCCUUGAGACUCUGAAGAAACAGUUCCAGACUGAAAGGGAAGUCACAAAGAAAGCCGCCCACAAGGAAUCAACCGAGCUGAAGAAAGCCCUUGAAGAAGCCUGCUCUAAAUCUGGCGAAAUGUCCCGCCAUAACAGGGAGCUACGAACAAAAGUGGUGGACCUGGAGGCUGCCCUGGCAAGUCAGAAGGAGAAAGUGAAAAGACAGAAAGUGUUGAUUACACAGUACUUCAACUCCAAGAAUAACAAUGCUCGAAAUUCAGAGCGAAUAAAGGAGAUUGAAUCAGAGUUAAGGCAAAUGGAAGAACUGAAGGAACAGUACCAGAAGAAAAACUAUGAGCAGGCCCUUAGUAUCAAAGAAUUUGUCACUGAAUUAACAAGCCUGCAAAGUGAGAUGCAGCAACUGGCCAAAAAUCAACAAGCCAUGGCAACAGAGAACAGGAAUCUGGUGAGCCAGCUGGAAGGAGAGCGGAAGCGGCGGAAACAGCUUGAGGAAGAGUGCCAGGCUUUAGAAGACACAGUCAAGCACUUGAAGAAAUGCAAAGAGGAUACUGAGCAAAAACUGAAAGAAGCCAGUAAAGAGUCAGAACAGAUAACUGCUAACCUGGAAGAAGCUCACCACUGGUUCAAGUCAAAGUUUGAUAGCUUGCAGCGUGAGCUGGCCAAAAACAGACAACAGAAGAAUCCUGGGGCGGAGGAGGAGGAGGAGGAAAGGCCAGUGAAGCUCCCUAGUCAGGUAUGCCUGAAGCGCUGGGAAACCAAGAACCAUCUAAAGUUCAUCUCCCGAAAAUAUCUAAAUGAGCUGAAUAAGCGAUGAGCUGCUUGAACAGGUAGAUCCAGGCUGGGAGAGAGGACCCCACACCUGUGAACACCACCACCUGGGGCCAGGAUCUCCAUGAUGUGCAGCCGGAGGUAUUGCUACCAAAGAGAAGCUCAAGGAUGGCCUCCUCAAAUUGUGAGCACCCCACAUGCUUACUGCUGUUAGUGGAGCUGGUACUGUGUGAACUUGGUGUGUUCUAUAUGAAUGAAGGAAAUCCUUUAAAUAUAAAUAUGCGCACGCACAAGCUGACUGGGCAACUGCUAAAUCUUUAUUUAGUACAAGGCUCCACUGCUUACUUAAAAAUACCUCCAAGGAACUUUUCAGGCAGGUCAAUGACAAUUUUAUUAGUAAUGCAAGUGUGCCCAAGUGCAAAAUGCAACUUUCUGAGCAGAAGUCCUUAAGACUCCUGUGGCUGUAUGCCUGCACACUGGAUGAAGCUUACACAUCCCGGGGGCGGGGGUAGCUCCAGCCAUCUGCUUUGUUGUGUUCUGGAUGUGACAAUCCAAAGAAGGCUUUCUUUGCAAUUCAGAGGGGGCAAAAAAACCUUGGGGACUUUUAGAAGUGGCAGUACCGAAUCCUAUAAAUAAAGGAAUGCAAGGUUCUAUUCCUGGUUUCCAAAAUGGCUACUUUGUACAGUGGGCUGGCAUAUUGGGAUUUCAUAAUUUUAUAACCUCCUGUUAUAAAAUUGCAAUGGCAGGUGAAGUGUCUGCUGAACACAACUUCAAGCCAGACCCAUUAUACUGAUGACUCAGUCAUCUAGAAUGAGAAAUUUUGUACUGUGGACUUUGUUCGAGUUGUUGCCUUCCAGAUGUGCAGCCAGCACCCCAAGCACCAUUUUCUGGGAAUGAUGGGAACCGUAGUCCAACACACUGAGGGGGCUCUGGUUUACAAAAGAUUGGUCGUGUUUCUCCUGCUUCCUCCAGCUCAUUAUUUAUGCAGGUGCUUAAUUGUUCAUGAUCAGGUAUAGAAGUAAUCAAAGCCAAAAAACAAACCAUUAUCAUCGUUGGUGUUUUAAUACUCUCUGUAGAGAAAAUAAUAAAAAGAAUACUGACUUCUAGAAUAAUUUCAAUUGGUAUGGCUGCUCACACAUACAUACAGCUAGUUAACUCUUGCUGGGGCUUCCAAAAGAACAUCUUAGUGGACUGCUCCAUGAGUACCAAAAGAACCAGACUCACCUGCUGCAUUUCGCCAUAGGUUUUGGGUGAGAGAGUGUGGUGUACUUCUGACCUUUGGCUGAGACUACUUUAGCGUGCUAUCUAACGCUACAUGUGUGUGUAUUAAACUAAAAACUAAAAUAUAUUUAUUUUGUACAGCA
Molecule: messenger RNA, 4614 nt
Organism: Varanus komodoensis (Komodo dragon)
Lineage: Eukaryota; Metazoa; Chordata; Lepidosauria; Squamata; Varanidae
Gene: CCDC150
Product: coiled-coil domain containing 150
Exons: 26
Coding region: 192-3296 (1034 amino acids)
Source: RefSeq, a predicted model, not a curated record